This is a messenger RNA of Pleuronectes platessa (European plaice), 2754 nucleotides long. RefSeq names its product testican-2. The record is from RefSeq and is a predicted model, not a curated record. Lineage: Eukaryota; Metazoa; Chordata; Actinopteri; Pleuronectiformes; Pleuronectidae. Gene Ontology annotation, molecular function: calcium ion binding; protein binding. The coding region runs from base 1 to 1263 and encodes 420 amino acids. The transcript is spliced from 11 exons.
AUGGUGGCUGUGCGGCUCGUCGCUUGCCUGUCCCUGCUGGCGGGCGUCUCGCUCCAGGUGGACGUGAAAAGUGCGAAAGACGCGGGGAAAGCCGGGAAUUUCAUGGAAGACGAGCAAUGGCUGUCAACCAUCUCCCAGUACAGCCGCAAGCUCAAGCACUGGAACCGCUUCAGAGACGAAGUCGAGGAUGACUACAUCAAAACCACGGAGGAGACCACGGGUUCUGAUGAAACCAUGGACAUCACCAAGGACCCGUGCCAGAAUGUGAAGUGCAGCCGCCACAAGAUGUGCGUCGCUCAGGGCUCCCAGAGGGCCAUGUGUGUCAAUCGCAAGAAGCUGGAGCACAGAGUCAAACAGUCGGGGAAUGCAGAGGCCGGUGAAAGCAGCUGCAAGCCCUGUCCCGUGGCGGCCUCCUCACCUGUGUGCGGCUCUGACGGACACAACUACGCCUCCGAGUGUAAGCUGGAGCAGCAGGCCUGCCUCACAGGCAAAGAGCUGAACGUCAUGUGUGCCGGUUUCUGCCCCUGCGCCACAGCCUCCGUCACCGUCACGAGCGCCGACACCAAACGUGAGAGCUGCACCGGCCAGGACCUGGCAGACCUGAGCGACCGCCUGAGAGACUGGUUCCAGCUCCUUCAUGGAAACGCCAAGCGGAAUAACUCUGGCAAGCUCGGAGCUGGCACCGCUUCAGUGCUGGACAAGAGCCUGGUGGCCAGCUGCAAGGAAUCCAUCGGCUGGAUGUUCUCCCGGCUGGACACCAACAGCGACCUGUAUCUGGACCAGGCCGAGCUGGCCGCCAUCAACCUGGACAAGUACGAGGUCUGCAUCCGACCCUUCUUCAACUCCUGCGACAGCUACAAGGACGGGAAGGUCUCCACGGCGGAGUGGUGCCUCUGCUUCUGGAGAGAAAAGCCGCCAUGCCUCGCCGAGCUGGAGAGGGUCCAGGUGCAGGAGGCGGCCAAGAAGAAGCCGGGGAUGUACAUUCCCAACUGUGACGAGGACGGCUACUACAAGAAAGUGCAGUGUGACCAGAGCCGAGGGGAGUGCUGGUGCGUGGACCAGCAUGGUGGAGAGAUGAUGGGCACCAGAAUCCAUGGCAACCCCGACUGUGAUGAGGUGGCUGGAUACUCUGGAGAUUUUGGCAGCGGGGUGGGAUGGGAGGAUGAAGAGGAGAAGGAGGUGGAGGACACCGGCGAGGAGGAGGAGGAGGAGGAGGAGGAGGAGGAGGAAGGCGAGGCUGACGACGGAGGAUACAUCUGGUAGGACUGUCAGCGGAGAGCAGAGUCUCGGCUGCAGGGCCUGGAGAAUCUACAGGGAUGGCUCUCUCCUUUACAGGCAAAAGAUUUUGGGAUUGGACUGCGGAGGAGGCGUGGAGUUGUGUAUCAUCCUGCCGGGAUGUGAUGUGUUGCUGGGCAGGUCCAGUGAUGAGAUAAUGACCCGUUUUUUUUUUUGUCUUAGAUAAGUGUAAUUGCUUCAUUCUCUGCUCUGUUUUUUUUCAGCAACAGAGCUUUUUGUUUUGCCGUCCUGAAAAGCAGGACCCACUGACUCCUGCGCCGUAGGUAGCUAAAGUCCAUCAGAGAUCUUGUCCGACCGCCAUCUAUGCAUAUAGAGAUUACCAGUAAUUUUGUAUUGUGUCAACAAUUGCUUGAGUGUUAGAGCCGUCAUCCCACUGGAAUGACAAGAGAUCGGGAUUUAAAGGAACAGUUUGACAGUUUGGGAGCUUGUUUUGCUUUCUUGCCGAAACUUAGAGGAGGAGAUCCAUACCGCACUUGUGUCGGGUAGGUUAGCUUAGCUUAGCAUUAAGAGUUGACAUUAAAAUAAACAUCUUUAGCCCAAGUCCGGCCGAUACACUUUCACAUCUGGACUCAUUCCAGCUGUUACCCUCCAGGGUUGGUUGACAGCCAGGGAGAUUUACUGUGCUUGUGUGUAUCAGUCCACAAAUAUGUGUAUCCUCCAAAAUAAUGUUACUCUCCAUGCUGCUGACUAAAACAUCUUAUAUGUUAUUUGUUGACUCUAUGGAAACCACAGUGCAAAGUUUUUAUGAAACAUUAUGGACUGUCCAGGGGAAGAAAUACUCCAGAACAGAACCCCUUGUAAAAGUGCUCACGGUUGUUGUAAUAUAAAGGUUUCCCCAAUGCUCCCAGUCUUAUAUCUUCAUAAUUACAGUGCAUUAAAUGGCACACUGGGAACACUGUGAUCGAAUUGCUCAUCCAGACAAACCUACAGGUUCAAAUUAAAUCCUUUAAAAUGCUUUCAAAGUAAAUCUUCUGCUUUGAUUCACGGCUUCACGCACGCUAACGUCGCACUAGCAUCUCUUUCCUCCUCAGAGCCAAUCAGAAACAAGCAUUUCCAGGUUAAUAGUCAGAUAUUUUUCUCAGGAGACGGUAGAGACCUAAACCAGAGCUGAAAAACUGAGUGAUUUAUAUUCAUCAGGCAAACGGAUACACGCCUUUAAAUAAGAGCUAACGUUUCUCCUUAGUUGUUCAGUGUGUAAAAUGAGUAACUGAAAUAAUGUUGUUAAUGUGUUUUGUCUUCUCGAGACGUUAUUCUGCAAGUGGCCAAAAUACGGUGGCCCCGAAUUGCAAUUCACGAAAAACACAACAACAAAUCCUAAAACACAACAAUAUUAACUUCUAAUGGAAAAGGAAGGUGACGGCUGUCGGCGAAGCUUGUUGCUGAUUGGACAGAAGCACUGUCCAUCUUCUCAAUUGGAAGGAAAUUCAGCUUUUUGUGUGAUUUGAGUUUGCGUUUUUC